This is a messenger RNA of Knipowitschia caucasica, 2820 nucleotides long. Lineage: Eukaryota; Metazoa; Chordata; Actinopteri; Gobiiformes; Gobiidae. The record is from the annotation of a GenBank genome assembly.
AUGGUACAGGCUGGACACCAGAAAGCACAUAUCACACCUGGUCCUGGACAAGACACAGUCUCCACCAUGUUUCACUUUGAUUUGUCCGCCUCCGUUGUGGCGUCGAACCCAGAGUUGGCGAUUUCUCUGCUGCUCGUCCCCUUCGCUCUGGGUCUCUGCAUCUACGCCUUCGCCUUCUGCUCCCAAAGGGUCAAAGGUUGCCUCUUUGGGCAGUCGCUGCACAAGUCCCUCUGCUGCAGAGAGAGUGAGCUCCGUGGCGUGCAGCACACCCACAUGUCUCUGUUCAGUCUGCUCGUGUACGACGCCUUCACCGCCAUCUCUGCCACGCUGGCUGUGGCUUUGGCCCUAACCCAAGUGUGUCAGAAUCAUCUCCUGCCCUGUCUGAUAGCUGGAGGGUUCUGGAGGAGUAUGAGAAAGCUCAGUCUGUCCCAACACCUGGUCACGGCUCUGGUCGCCGUCCUCUUCCUCUACCGUCCACAACACGCCAACCGCUAUCGCCAGGCCGGGAAAAGCCUCCUUCUUCCACCAUUCGCUCUGAUCAUGCAGGCUCAGACCAGGAUGGCCAAACAGAGGAGGCUGCUGGGAGUCCUGGCUGCUGUCACCUACGUCCUCGUCUGUCUCCCCAACGCCGUCCUCGACUGUCUGCUCCUGAAGUCACAUGACUAUCUCCCACUGGCCUUCGAUGUUUUCUGCAUCACAAACUUCUACUUUGUCCUGGACGCUCUGCUGUUUUAUCUGGUUCUGAAAAUAAACGUGGAGGAAGAAGAAGAGCCACAGUACGAGGCGGCCAUUAGACUGACGAGCGCUGACAUGCUUCCACUACCACCCCAGGCCUUGGCUCUUGGUCCAACAGUGGCUCUUGGUCCAAAAGUGGCUCUUGGUCCAAAAGUGGCUCUUGGUCCAACAGUGGCUCUUGGUCCAACAGUGGCUCUUGGUCCAACAGUGGCUCUUGGUCCAACAGUGGCUCUUGGUCCAAAAGUGGCUCUUGGUCCAAAAGUGGCUCUUGGUCUAACAGUGGCUCUUGGUCCAAAAGUGGCUCUUGGUCCAACAGUGGCUCUUGGUCCAACAGUGGCUCCUGGUCCAACAGUGGCUCUUGGUCCAACAGUGGCUCUUGGUCCAACAGUGGCUCUUGGUCCAAAAGUGGCUCUUGGUCCAAAAGUGGCUCUUGGUCCAACAGUGGCUCUUGGUCCAAAAGUGGCUCUUGGUCCAACAGUGGCUCUUGGUCGAACAGUGGCUCUUGGUCCAAAAGUGGCUCUUGGUCCAACAGUGGCUCUUGGUUCAACAGUGGCUCUUGGUCCAACAGUGGCUCUUGGUCCAACAGUGGCUCUUGGUCCAACAGUGGCUCUUGGUCCAACAGUGGCUCUUGGUCCAACAGUGGCUCUUGGUCCAAAAGUGGCUCUUGGUCCAAAAGUGGCUCUUGGUCUAACAGUGGCUCUUGGUCCAAAAGUGGCUCUUGGUCCAACAGUGGCUCUUGUGGCUCUUGGUCCAACAGUGGCUCUUGGUCCAAAAGUGGCUCUUGGUCCAAAAGUGGCUCUUGGUCCAACAGUGGCUCUUGGUCCAAAAGUGGCUCUUGGUCCAACAGUGGCUCUUGGUCCAACAGUGGCUCUUGGUCCAAAAGUGGCUCUUGGUCCAACAGUGGCUCUUGGUCCAAAAGUGGCUCUUGGUCCAACAGUGGCUCUUGGUCCAACAGUGGCUCUUGGUCCAACAGUGGCUCUUGGUCCAACAGUGGCUCUUGGUCCAACAGUGGCUCUUGGUCCAACAGUGGCUCUUGGUCCAACAGUGGCUCUUGGUCCAAAAGUGGCUCUUGGUCCAAAAAUCACGUUUAAGAACGAGGUGGGUCAGUACGACCUGGAGGUGACCACGUUCCAACUCGCCGUGCUCUUCGCCUGGAACCAGAGGCCGCAAGAGCGAAUCAGCUUCGAGAACCUAAAGUUAGCUACAGAGCUACCAGACGCCGAGCUGCGCCGCACGCUAUGGUCCCUGGUGGCGUUCCCCAAACUGAAGCGGCAGGUGCUGAGCUACGACCCCUCGGUCUCUUCACCAAAAGACUUCACUGAAGGAACGCUCUUCUCCGUCAACCAGGACUUCUCUCUGAUUAAAAACUCUAAGGUCCAGAAGCGUGGGAAGAUCAACCUGAUUGGUCGACUGCAGCUGACCACGGAGCGCAUGAGGGAGGAGGAGAACGAGGGCAUAGUGCAGCUCAGGAUACUCCGGACUCAGGAGGCCAUCAUCCAGAUCAUGAAGAUGAGGAAGCGCAUCACUAACGCGCAGCUGCAGACGGAGCUGGUGGAGAUCCUCAAGAACAUGUUCCUACCACAGAAGAAGAUGAUCAAGGAGCAGAUGGAGUGGCUCAUAGACCACAAAUAUAUCAGGAGGGACGAGACGGACAUCAACACCUUCAUCUAUAUGGCAGACCACAGGGACUGCCCACACAGACCGCCCACAGGGACUGCCCACACAGACCGCCCACAGGGACUGCCCACACAGACCACAGGGACUGCCCACAGGGACCACAGGGACUGCCCACAGGGACUGCCCACAGGGACCACAAGGACUGCCCACAGAGACCACAGGGACUGCCCACAGACUCUGCAGCCCCUACACCGUCCUGUAUUUAAAAAACGUUUGUUUUGGAGGAAAGAGGAACUAUUUAUAAACGUUCGCCGCUUCAGACGCUGUACGGACAAGAUGGCGGAGAGCGCGUCACGUGGACGACACUCGGACGCCACGCAGAUGCCACGCAGACGAUGCGACUCGAGAAAAGUGAAACUAAGAACAAAGGGAUGUGACUCUGCAGAAACAGAAUGUGGCUCAUGCUAA